This is a messenger RNA of Volvox carteri f. nagariensis, 675 nucleotides long. RefSeq lists its product as uncharacterized. Gene Ontology annotation, molecular function: acetate:proton symporter activity. The record is from RefSeq and is a predicted model, not a curated record. Gene Ontology annotation, biological process: acetate transmembrane transport; succinate transmembrane transport. Bases 1 to 675 code for a protein of 224 amino acids. Gene Ontology annotation, cellular component: plasma membrane. The transcript has 5 exons. NCBI's taxonomy places the organism in Eukaryota, Viridiplantae, Chlorophyta, Chlorophyceae, Chlamydomonadales, Volvocaceae.
AUGUGCUACGCCAUGUUCUACCGAGGAUUCGGCCGGUUCGUUGCUGGCGUCCUAGAGCUGAUCAAGGGCAACACUUUCGGCGGCACUGCCUUCGCCAGCUACGGAGCCUUCUGGAUGGGCUGCACUUGUCAUGAUCGAACUUGCUCUUUUGCCACGCAACGGACACGCGCACUGGGCCAAUCAAAUGUCACCACUGUUACAAAUUUCCACACUUGUUCGUGGACGUGUAUAGCACAAUUGCCCAGCGGCGAUGACGCCGAGCUAGGCGACAUGUAUGCCUCCGGGAUCUGGGCCUUCCGGGCAGUGAACUUGCGCUGGUUCCUGUUGGAGCUCCUGAUGAAGCAGUACCCCUCGGUGUACAAGACCGCGCUCAUGGGCAAGACGCUCUGGUGCGGACUGUGGGCCUUCCUGACGGCCGGAUUCUUCGUUGUGAUGCUGCGCAAGAACGGCUGCCUAAUGACCAUCUUCUCAACCCUGGUCAUCACCUUUUCGCUGCUGGCUGGCGGAGUGUGGAGCGAGAGCUGCGAGCUGGCCGCGGGUUACUUUGGGUUCUUCUGCGGCGCGUCCGCCAUCUACGCCGCCUUCACCUUCCUGUUCAAGAUUGAGCUCGGAAUUGUGCUGCCAGGCGCGAGGCCCGUCAACUACCUCCCCACCUCUCCUGCGCACCAUUCCUAG